Molecule: messenger RNA, 1062 nt
Organism: Striga asiatica
Lineage: Eukaryota; Viridiplantae; Streptophyta; Magnoliopsida; Lamiales; Orobanchaceae
Source: the annotation of a GenBank genome assembly
AUGGCGUCUCUGCAACUACCACUCUCUCUCCUCAUAUUUUCUAUCACCAUCCUCUCCGCCGUCUCCCAGCCACAGUCGCCGAUGCCUCCGCCUCAGUCCAUCAUCGACGCCGCCGAGACCCUGGCCAGCUCGGGGUACACCGCCAUGUCCCUCACCCUCCAGCUCAUCGCCCCCACCCUGCCUCUCCCCUCCGCCGCCAUCACCAGCCUCACCAUCUUCUCCCCUCCGGACUCCGCCUUCUCCACUUCCGGUCAGCCGUCUCUCGCCCACCUCCUUCUUCACUUCUCCCCCCUCUCUCUCUCCCCGUCGUCCCUCCUCUCCCUGCCCUUUGCCUCCACAGUCCCGUCCCUCUCCCCCGCCAGCCACCUCGUCGUGACCUCCGGCCAGCCUGAGAAGAUAUCCAUCAACAACGUCGGAAUCUCUGAAACCCCUAUUUUCGACGACGGAUUUGUCGUCGUCUACGCAAUUGACAAUUUCUUCGACCUGAAUUUCACCCUAGCGGACGCGAAUCCGGCCAACCCGAACCCUAGAUCCGAUUCCCAGUGCCUGAAGCUUGAAUCAUCCUCCAGAUUUGGUGACGCGUCCGGAGUUCUGAAAUCGAGAGGCUACUCGUUAUUUUCCUCUUUUCUCGAUCUGCAGCUCAUUGGAUUUCUGGGGAACUCACACGACUCUGUGAAACCCUGGACAGCUUUUGCGCCGAUGGACAAGGAAUUGGUCCAGUUUUCCGGCGAUUUUGUAGGCCUCUCUUCUUUGUUCAUGAGGCAUUUGGCUCCGUGUAAAGUGAUGUGGAAUGAUAUGGAUGAGAUGGCCAACGGGACUGUGGUUUCCAACAACGUGAGCGGCUUUAGCUUGGAGAUUACGAAGGAUGAAGUUGAUACAGUGAUGGUGAAUGGAGUCGAAAUCACUUUCCCGGAGCUGUACGAAAGCGAGUGGCUGGUGGUUCACGGGAUACGAGCAGUGAUUGAUUUGCCGGAGAUUGGCAACGAGGAGAUGGAAGUGACGGAGGAUUUUCCGGUGGAGGAAAACAAUAACUCGAUGGCUCUGGAUAAUGGGGAAUUUUGA